This is a messenger RNA of Trichoplusia ni (cabbage looper), 906 nucleotides long. It is a transcript of the gene Atg10, whose product is annotated as ubiquitin-like-conjugating enzyme ATG10. The transcript is spliced from 3 exons. Gene Ontology annotation, cellular component: intracellular anatomical structure. Gene Ontology annotation, molecular function: Atg12 transferase activity. The record is from RefSeq and is a predicted model, not a curated record. Gene Ontology annotation, biological process: macroautophagy; protein lipidation; protein modification by small protein conjugation. The coding region runs from base 300 to 803 and encodes 167 amino acids. Lineage: Eukaryota; Metazoa; Arthropoda; Insecta; Lepidoptera; Noctuidae.
AUGAAUUAGGGUUUAUAUUCGUUAUAAACCAUCAUAAUUACCAUAAUGAGUCUAAUUUUUAAUUAAAGUCAUUACUUACAAUAGUUUCAGGUUUAGAGAUCAAACCACAUUAAAGCAUUUUUUCAACUGUGGUUUACAACUGUCAGAUUUGUUAUUUAAGACAUUAAAACAGUUUGGUCAAAUUUGAGUUCUAAGCACUUACUUUAAGUCCCAUGUUUGAAAACUGAUUCGCUGUGUUUAUGUUUAUAAUUGAACAGGAUCUAAAGUUUUCAUGAAGAGAUUUCCUUUUCUGGUAUAAUAUGGGUUCCACCACGAUUACUAUUGAAAAGUUUCUAGUUGCCGCGGCAGAAUUUGUAAAAGUAUCUGAUCGCAUUGGCGAUGGCUGGAAACUGAAACAGGAUAAUACAGAUUCGUAUAAGACGUUUUUAAGAAAAGAUACGUUUAUCCAGCUAGAAGAUAAUAAUAUAAGUAAUUUACUAAAAGUAGAAUAUGUGAUAUUCUACAAUUUAAGUUAUGGCGUGCCAUCAUUUAGUUUUAAUAUCUGGAAUUCGACCGGGUCAUUGCUAUCAUUGGAUGAUAUUAGAAAAGUGUCUGCUAUUCAAAUUAAUGAAAAGGACUUCUACUCAGUUAUAACACAACAGGAGCACCCUGUACUCCAGCGGCCAUACUUCAUAGUACAUCCAUGCCACACUGAGACAUUACUGGCUGCUUUCAGUAAUUCAUCAAAAAAUAUAAUUGUGACCUUUCUUGGUCUUGUAACACCACUCAUAAAACUUAACUUGCCUUUGGAUUAUGGUUUAUAGUCCUUAUGCUUGAUCAGAAAAGAAUAAGUUCAAUUCAUCAAGAAACCAUGGAAAAAAAAAUAUCCACCUGCAGUCAGGCCACAAGUAAGAGCUUUAAGUUAUU